AUGACAGAUCUCUCGCUGUCCGGGGAUAUAGUCUUAUCGAAAACGGCGGCGACGUUUACGCACACCGCCGCGGCGGGCGCGACGAGCGGGCUGACGAUCACUAGCGACAACGGGUUCGUGGAGGUGGAGAGCGUGCGGAUCACGGGCGGCGCGUCAAAGUCUGACAUCGGUUUCGGUUCGACGGCUAUCAUCGCGCUGUCCGCGACGGGCGUGGGCGUGACCGGGACGGUGUCGUCGACGGGUGACUUGACUGUUGGGUCGUCGAAGUUCGUAGUGACCGCGACCAGUGGCGACUUGGCUCAAGCGGGGGACACGACCUUGUCGAAGACCGCCGCUGCAAUCACACACACAGCCGCGGCGGGCGCGACGAGCGGGCUGACGAUCUCGAGCGACAACGGGUUCGUGGAGGUAGAGAGCGUGCGGAUCACGGGCGGCGCGUCGAAAUCCGACAUCGGGUUCGGUGCGACGAACAUCAUCGCGCUAUCCGCUACAGGCGUAGGCGUGACUGGGACGCUGACAUCGAGCGGACUGGCGACGCUCGCGAGUGCUACUGUGUCCGGGGCGCUUUCUGCGGGCGCGACGACCAUCACGGGCGCGACUGGCAUCACGGGGGCGACGACCAUCACGGGCGCGACAGUCAUGAAGGGUGACGUCACGGUAAAGAAGUCCGACGGAUCAGCGACGGUGCUGACGGUCGCCGGCGCGACCGGGAACACGGUUAUCAGCGGGACGCUGACCGCGGGUGCAUCGACGCUCGCGAGCGCGAGCGUGACCGGGGCGCUGUCAUCAGGUGCAGCAACGUUGGCAAGCGCGACGCUUAACGGUGACUUGUCAACCUCGGGCGACAUCGCAAUGUCGAAGACCGCUUCCGCGAUCACGCACACCGCCGCGGCGGGCGCGACGAGCGGAUUGACGAUCUCGAGCAGCAACGGGUUCGUGGAGGUGGAGAGCGUGCGGAUCACGGGCGGCGCGUCGAAAUCCGACAUCGGGUUCGGUGCGACGAACAUCAUCGCGCUAUCCGCUACAGGCGUAGGCGUGACUGGGACGCUGACAUCGAGCGGACUGGCGACGCUCGCGAGUGCUACUGUGUCCGGGGCGCUUUCUGCGGGCGCGACGACCAUCACGGGCGCGACUGGCAUCACGGGGGCGACGACCAUCACGGGCGCGACAGUCAUGAAGGGCGACGUCACGGUGAAGAAGUCCGACGGAUCGGCGACGGUGCUGACGGUCGCCGGCGCGACCGGGAACACGGUUAUCAGCGGGACGCUGACCGCGGGUGCAUCGACGCUCGCGAGCGCGAGCGUGACCGGGGCGCUUUCUGCGGGCGCGACGACCAUCACGGGCGCGACUGGCAUCACGGGCGCGACGACCAUCACGGGCGACGUCAAGGUGAAAGCGUCCGACGCAACGGACAAGGUGACCAUAGCGUCGAGCACGGGCAACACGGUAAUCGCUGGGACGCUGAACGCGGGCGCAUCGACGCUCGCGAGCGCGAGCGUAACCGGGGCGCUGUCAUCCGGCGCGGCAACAUUGGCGAGCGCGAGCGUGACAGGGGCGCUUUCCGCGGGCGCGACGACCAUCACGGGCGCGACUGGCAUCACGGGCGCGGUGACAGUCACCGGAGCGACGUCCAUAACUGGCGACGUCACCGUGAAGGCGUCUGGCGGCGCGUCCACGUUUCUCGUCGCCGCCGCCACGGGAAACACCGCCAUCGCGGGCGCGCACGGAGACGCAUCGAAGGAACUCUACGUCAACGGCGACGUGUACGCGACCGGCCUGGUAUCUUCCGCGUCGGACGGGAGGUACAAGCGCGACGUUCAAAACAUCACCGGCGCGUUAGAGACGACGCGCGCGCUUCGAGCGGUGUCCUUCGCGUUUCAGACGGAGGCGUACCCGGAGAAAAAUUUCCCGACGGAACGCCAAGUCGGCUUCAUCGCGCAAGAGCUCGAGGCUGCGCUUCCGGACGUCGUCACGACGGAUUCGGACGGAUACAAGGGCAUCGCGUACGAGCGACUCGGGGUGUACGCGCUCGCGGGCGUGAAAGACGUGGACGAGCUCGUGCAGACGCAACGGCGGGCGAUUUUGGCGUUGGAGGAGAGGGUGGCGACGCUGGCGCGCGCGGUGGAGGCGCUGUCGAACGGCCGUUCCGCGGACGUUACGCGUGUCGCGUGACGACGAACGACGAUGAAAUGAACACAACACGAUGAUGAAGAGUACGAUGAGACCAUCCCGCGAGGCGAGCGCGACGGGGUGACGAACGGAGGACACGGGGAAAGAAACGAAACGAGGAGGGGGCGAGAAGAAGUGAAAAGAGAGCGAGGAGGAGGAGAACUUCAGGAACUGAAGUUAGCUCAGGAUCGCGAGAGUGAUUAUGCUGAUAGAGUAGACCGCGCCGCGGACGUGUAACGUGCCGCGACGACUUAGAACG
This is a messenger RNA of Micromonas pusilla CCMP1545, 2428 nucleotides long. RefSeq lists its product as uncharacterized. Lineage: Eukaryota; Viridiplantae; Chlorophyta; Mamiellophyceae; Mamiellales; Mamiellaceae. The coding region runs from base 1 to 2172 and encodes 723 amino acids. The transcript has a single exon. The record is from RefSeq and is a predicted model, not a curated record.